Messenger RNA from Amyelois transitella, 3124 nucleotides. RefSeq names its product LIM homeobox transcription factor 1-beta (gene Lmx1a). The transcript has 4 exons. The record is from RefSeq and is a predicted model, not a curated record. The coding region runs from base 41 to 1189 and encodes 382 amino acids. Gene Ontology annotation, cellular component: nucleus. Lineage: Eukaryota; Metazoa; Arthropoda; Insecta; Lepidoptera; Pyralidae. Gene Ontology annotation, biological process: regulation of transcription by RNA polymerase II; neuron differentiation. Gene Ontology annotation, molecular function: DNA-binding transcription factor activity, RNA polymerase II-specific; RNA polymerase II transcription regulatory region sequence-specific DNA binding.
GCCGAGUAAAGUGUCGUUUGGUGUUAGUUGUUCGGGCAAAAUGUUGGAGUUCUACACGAAUUUGAAUCCCGGAUUGAUGCAGGAGGGCAUGCAGCCUCCGCUCACUUGCACUGGGAGGACAGAGCUGAGCGCCAGCAUCAAACGGGAAAAGAUCGUGGAAAUCUGCGAAGGAUGCGGUCAGAAGAUUCAAGACAGAUAUCUGAUGCGGGUGGGAGAGCUGUCCUGGCAUGAACACUGUCUGAGCUGCUGCGUCUGCGGCUGCCCCCUCGCCCACACCUGCUACACGAGAAACGCCAAGCUCUACUGCAAACCAGAUUAUGAUAGAUUAUUCGGAGUCAAAUGCACAAGGUGCGGCGACAGACUUCUACCCCAAGAAAUGGUGAUGAGAGCCCAGCAGUACGUCUUCCACAUACAAUGCUUCGUGUGCGUGAUGUGUUGCCAACCUCUUCAGAAAGGAGAGCAAUACGUGAUCAGAGCUGGCCAGAUAUUUUGCAGACAGGAUUUUGAGAAAGAAAUGUAUCUGAUGCAGCAUGCUGAGGACGAUAUGAUCAUUGAUGACUCAGAGCGUCCUCGGGAUGGACGACGAGGUCCAAAACGCCCUCGCACAAUACUGACCUCAGCACAACGAAGGCAGUUCAAAGCUUCUUUUGAAGUCAGCCCAAAGCCAUGUCGCAAGGUGAGAGAAGCGCUUGCAAAAGAUACCGGUUUGAGCGUCAGGGUCGUUCAAGUCUGGUUCCAAAAUCAGCGAGCUAAGAUGAAAAAAAUACAGCGCAAGGCCAAACAAGAAGGAGACAAGAACACGGAGAAGGAAAAGGACAAAGAUGAGAAGAGUAUAAAACAAGAGUCGCCGUCCAGCGAGCAUGGCAACUAUUUGGGAUUGGACGGUUCAUACUCCGCAUCGAGCCAGCCUCUCAAUCCAAAUCUGCCAUAUUCCCCCGAUGACUAUCCAGCCCAUUCCGGAGACAGCUUCUGCAGUUCAGAUAUAUCUCUAGACGGCAGCAAUUUUGACCAAUUGGACGAGGGUGCGUCCGAUACGAUGAGCCUUCAAAAUCUGGAGGUUCAACAUCACCCACACCAGCACGGAGGCCACCAGGGUCACGAACCCCUGAACCUUGGUACCGGAGCCGUGGUCAAUCCAAUAGAUAAACUGUACCUAAUGCAGAAUUCCUACUUCAGUACGGAUCAUUGAUUUUCUGGCAGCCGUGGUGCUGGCCGAAGAUCGAGGGCUGGCCAACGGCUGCGCCACCCGUCGGCUAUGGAUCUCUGCAUCAAGUCCACCGCCACGGUUACCAACAUCACGCCAUCGUUCACUGAUACUAAUGCGCUCAUGACUUCAGCAUUGAACCUCAAAUAUUAUGAUGAACAUUACUAAAAGUUUUUAAAAUAUUUACAAUUCAAAACAAUAAAAUAUUCCUAUCGGACCAUCUAAAAGUUCUAUCAGUGAGAAAAAUAGUUGAUUCGUUUUAAUAGUGUAGUUGGUCUGAGUGGAAGGACUGAAGAAUCAUUAGAAAUCCUUAGACAUUGAAGUAUGCAUAAAGAAAACGUGGUUUAUUUAAAGACCAAUACGUAUAUUUACUGGUCUGAAUCACAUUACAACCACGAUUUUUAAACGAAACUAACAUAGCUUAAGAAACUACGUUACCCUUUUAAGAAAUUCCGGCUAUUUUCACUGUAGGCAUCUUAGAAUUGUUUGCUUUUUUUUCUUACAAGAUGAAUAAAACCUUGGGUACCAGUCAAUACUCAGAAUUAUUGACUAAGUACAUUUGGGUAGAUGGUUUACACAAGAUUAACAGCGUAAACAAAAAAAAAAUUAACUUUAGUAACCAAAAAAAGAAAUACUUUUUUGACAGAUGUAAAUAAGAAUAAGUAGCUUGAUAUGUAAAAUGUAAAUAUUGUACAUAACAUAUAAGAUAAUAUUUAAAUUAUACAGUAAAUGUUGAAUACUUGUGGCUUCUGUGGCUAUAAAUAUAUUAAACCUAGAAUAGCCGCAAGAUAAUGAUUUAUAGUAGGAAUAUUACCUAUGUGAAGAUUUUUUGUCUACUUCUAUAGUUGAGCACAUAAACAUUUAUUUAUUUAGUGCUCUAGGUAAGCAAGUAAUAAUUGUACAAAAAAUAUAAAUUACCGUGAAAAAGCUCAUGCUGCAAGCAUAAAUUGUUGUAGGUAGAUAUACGAAAAGUUUAGUAGAACAUUUUUCGUUUAUUUACUGCAAUUAAUAUAUUAUAUUCUAGUCAAUAUCUAAUAGUCUACAUCUCUUUCCUUCGAAGGUACGGUUUGUGUAAGUAGCUAUGUAAAUAAAUUAACUAAAAUGUAAAAUAAACAAUAUCACACCAAUUUCUCUUAAGUUCGAAAGUAAUUAUGUAUAUGAGAAGGGACGAGACUGUUUCGUUAGAUUAUAUUUGAUAGGAAGGAGAGACAGAAAGAUGUGAAAUUAGAUUUCAGAGUGUACUGUUGCCAAAUAUCUUUAAGUUUGAUAAGAAAACACUCGACACUGCCAUGGUUUCUGUGGUUAAGGGAAGGAAAAAGAAAAGAACUAGUCUAGAAUUUUGUAUGUUUUUUUCUGUUCUUUAUAUCGUCACUUUAUUCUUUAGGUAUCUGGGUUUAACUGAAUGUUCAGUAAAACAUUUAGAAAAAUAAAUUGAAUAGGUAGCCGGUGAUUGUAUAAGAAUAACGAAGUAAAAUAUAUCCUCAGUUAAUGUGUCAAUAGUGGGCAUUUUGUAUCCAACGCCUAUAAAUAAUUUGUUCACCAAUAACCUAUAAAGAAAUUCAAAUUUAAAAGUCAUACAUAACCACAUCUUAAUUUUAUCCCUGACGAAAGAGACAUGUCAAGUAGUCUCGCAAAGCCUUGAAGUCAUGUCGAGCUGGAUAGUUCAAAAUGGAAAAGAAGAAAUUGAUUUAGAAAAUUCGAAACAAAAUAAGCUGCAGCCAAUAUUAUAUAUGUAAACCUAAUAAGAAUUCACCAAAAAAUUAAAGUAUUUUUGAGGUCUGUUUUCGGAGAAAAAUAGCUGCUAAGGUAGCUUUCGACCUUCUGAAGUAGAAAGAUACUUAGAUAUCUGGAAUCUAAGUAGGAAAAAUGGCCACUUUGGUAUAUUGCCUGGAAAUUCUGUAUAACAAUUCUAGUCAAACG